This is a messenger RNA of Meloidogyne enterolobii, 2062 nucleotides long. Lineage: Eukaryota; Metazoa; Nematoda; Chromadorea; Rhabditida; Meloidogynidae. The record is from the annotation of a GenBank genome assembly.
AAACUGGACGUCAUUUCCCAACGUCAAAAACAGCUUAACAGGAGCAACAGCAGCAAAAAGCUGUCAUCUAAAAGUCCACAGCAACAAAACUACAAGACGUCCACAAAUAGCCGAGAUAGUGCACUUGGCCUAACAAGAAAGCAUUCGCAUCGGUCAUCACAGCAUAACUUUCAUAAAAAUUCUUCUCAUUACCAACAACAACAAUCACCACAACAACAACAAUUAACUAACCGGCUUAGACAUCACAGUAAAGAAAGGAAUUAUUCCCCCUCUUCUUCUGUUGUUAGCACAAGCACUAAUAGUUCAGUUGUUUCAUUUGAUCAACAACCUAGAGAGCAUCGUAAAGAGCACUUUUUACCUGCCGAUAAAUUUGCUCUUUGUUUCCAGGCGAAAAGCCCUUAUUGUUGGAAGAAAAUUAGACGAUAAAAUUCGGCUGGGCUCGGCCCAUUCCAUGGCUGAUAAGCAAGUCCAAGGCCAACAGGCCAAGGCAACAACAAUUGAAAAUAAUGCGAGUAAUGGUGGAAAUACAGCUGUUGAAUUAGAAUUUAGGCCUAACAACGGGGCAAAUUCUAUUGGAGAUUGUAAUUUAAACAAUGGAAGUCAAUCAGCUCGUAGUAAAUCCCCUGGUGGACAUAUAAUAAACAAAAUCUCCAAUUUUGCUCGAGGUAAAUACAGAAACAGUCUUAGCGAAAAACAAACAAAUUCUGUCAACUCUGACGACAAAGUUCGAAAGGACAUUAAUCGGGAAUUGACCAGAUGCCGGGAAAGUGGAGAAACGAGGCUGGAUUUGAAUUCAUCGGAGCUUACAAGUAUUCCCAAUUCAAUACAAUCAUUAACACAACUUACAGAAUUAUUUCUUUAUAAGAACAAAUUAUCUAGUUUACCUCCAGCUGUUGGCCAAUUAAUUAAUUUGCGUAUUUUGGGUCUUAGCGAGAACUCCUUGUCUACACUUCCAGAUACUCUUUCUUCCUUAAAGAAAUUGGAAACUUUAGAUUUACGGCAUAAUAAAAUUAAUGAGGAAAUUCCUUCUGUUGUUUUUCAAAUGGAAUCAUUGGAAACGCUUUGGCUUCGUUAUAAUAAAAUUAGAACAAUUUCACCAAAUAUUAAGUGCCUAAAACGUCUAAAAAUGCUUGACUUGCGUGAAAAUAAAAUAACAGAAUUGCCAACUGUAAUGUCUGAAAUGAAAUGCCUUUCUAUUUUAUUGCUUUCUUCGAAUCAUUUAAAAGCUAUACCUGAAGAAAUUGGGCAAUGUUCACAAUUAACACAACUUGAUUUACAACACAAUGAACUUGUUAAAUUGCCAGAAAAUAUUGGUUUAUUAAAUUCUCUUAAACGACUUGGUAUUCGUUACAAUCAUUUAACUGAAUUGCCUAAUUUAUUAUCACAAUGUACUUUAAUUGAUGAAUUUGUUGUUGAAAGUAAUAAACUUCAAGCUUUGCCUGAUGGAAUUCUCGCUUCAUUUCCAAAUUUAAAAAAUAUUAAUUUGAGUAGAAAUCAAUUAAAUGCUUUGCCACAAGGAGGGUAUGAAAUGGCUGUGUCAGUCAAUGUAGAACACAAUAAUAUAAACAAAAUACCUUUUGGUAUUUUUGCCAAAGCUGGACAACUUUCAAAGCUUAAUUUCAAAGAAAAUGAACUUUCUUCGUUUCCACUUGAUUUUGGUACUUGGAUUACUUUGACAGAAUUAAAUAUGUCAAAUAAUGAUAUUCAAGAACUUCCACCAGAUAUUGACAAAUUAAUAAAUCUUGAAGUGUUGGUACUUUCUACAAACCGUUUAAAAAAGCUUCCAUCACAAAUUGGUUCUUUAAGAAAAUUAAGAGAGCUUGAUUUGGAAGAAAAUGAAUUGGAUGGAAUUCCUUCUGAUAUUGGGUUUUUGACGGCAUUAACUAAACUUUGGAUUCAAUCAAAUCAACUCACUUCUUUGCCUAGAACAAUAGGAAAUUUAUCUAAUUUGGUUGAUCUAAGAGUUGGAGAAAAUCUCAUAACUUUCAUUCCAGAAGAAAUUGGUCAUUUAGAGAAUCUAAAAAGUCUAUAUUUAAAUGAUAAUCCAAACUUGAAUAGGUAA